AUGCAGACGCAGAGGAGGAGGAGGCUGCUGCUGUCCCUACUCCGAGUCUGGACGCCGCUGGGCAUCCAGGGCAAGUACUCGGCCGGACUGACGAUUGCAGUCGGAGGAGCCAUAUCAGAAGCGACGUACGCCGGUAUCGCGUUCUGGGGCUUCGGCAGCUUCCUGGCGGGGGCCAAGUUCUUGCUGCCAUUGUCCAAAGUGCUGGGAGCGAUCAUGUUCACGCUCAUUGGACUGGUGUUCCUGAAGGCUGACAUGAAGCCGUCUCUGGACCCUGACGUCGAAGCCUCUCAUGGGAAGGCGGCGCGACGACCUCAGGGUGAAGUGCUCAAGAACAUCCUCAUGGGACUCACGAUGUCCGGGAUUAACCCAGCGUUGCUCGCGUCCUACACGGGUGCAAUCGCAUCAGUGUACGGGACCGGCAUGCUGGAGUUCACGCUAUUCCUGGCCGUCGUAUUUGCAAUUGGCGUCUGCUGCGGCGUUUCAACGUGGUUUUACUUGCUACUUUCGCUGCUUAAGAAGUACAAGCAGCGUCUACAAAACCACACCAUCGACUUAAUAAUGCGUGGCCUGGGCUGCUUCCUGUUGACGCUAGUAUCACCCGAGUCGAAGUAG
Messenger RNA from Phytophthora sojae, 612 nucleotides. RefSeq lists its product as hypothetical. Gene Ontology annotation, cellular component: membrane. The coding region runs from base 1 to 612 and encodes 203 amino acids. The record is from RefSeq and is a predicted model, not a curated record. Lineage: Eukaryota; Oomycota; Peronosporomycetes; Peronosporales; Peronosporaceae. Gene Ontology annotation, biological process: amino acid transport. The transcript has 7 exons.